AGUACUCUGUGUACAAUAAUUCAAUGCACUUUUUAUGCGACAGAAACACACUUCGAGUCAAGAUGGAGCAUGUUUAUGUUUUUUGCUGUGGAUAUUUUUGGAACGUUUACACAGUCCUUUCGUCUCUACCAGAUCGCCUUUGUUAGGCAGGAUGGUAGAGGAUAGUGAAGACAACCCAAGUCAACUCAUGUGUCCAUAGUCAUCAAGACAUAGUAGGAGUAGGAGUAGCAGCAAUGUCCGAGGACCUGGUCCAUCCAGGGGCCAUUGUCAAGGACCGCUGGAAAGUGACCAGAAAAGUGGGUGGUGGUGGAUUCGGUGAAAUCUACGAAGCUCAGGAUCAAGUUCUUGAGGAGGCAGUGGCUCUCAAGCUGGAGUCAGCCCUUCAGCCAAAACAAGUCUUGAAGAUGGAAGUGGCUGUCCUCAAGAAGUUGCAAGGCAAGGACCAUGUGUGUAAAUUCAUUGGCUGUGGACGUAAUGAUCAGUUCAACUAUGUAGUCAUGUCACUACAAGGCUCCAAUCUGGCUGAGUUACGUCGUAGUCAACCUAGAGGGACCUUUAGCAUGACUACUACGCUACGUCUAGGUGUGCAAAUACUGGAAGGCAUUGAGAGUAUACAUGAUGUGGGCUUUCUACAUAGAGACAUCAAACCAUCCAACUUUGCCAUGGGCCGUCUCUCCAGUAAUUGUAGGAAGGUCUACAUGUUGGAUUUUGGUCUCUCCAGGCAGUACACUAACUCACAGGGCCAAGUCAGAACACCAAGACCUGUAGCUGGUUUCAGAGGUACAGUCCGAUAUGCAUCGGUCAAUGCACACAAGAACAAGGAGAUGGGUAGACAUGAUGAUUUGUGGUCUCUCUUUUACAUGGUGGUGGAAUUUGUCAUUGGACAACUACCAUGGAGGAAGAUCAAAGAUAAGGAGCAAGUAGGCUUAAUGAAAGAGAAGCAUGAUCAUCGAUCCAUGUUGAAGCACAUGCCGUCAGAAUUCAAGCAGUUUCUGGAACACAUACAGGGUCUACAGUAUCAAGACAAGCCUGACUACAAGUUCCUACACUCCUUGCUAGACCGUUGCAUGAACAGGAAAGGUAUCAAGGAGACCGACCCCUAUGACUGGGAGAAGAUCUAUGCUGAUGGUUCACAGACCACCACCACAGCGUCACUCAGCCCAGCUAAGGAACCCAAACAAGGAGUUCCUGAUGUCCCACCAGCAAACACAGACAUAGUAUUAGAAGAAAACAUAAGCUUCCAUGACAACAUGAAGGAGGCCCAAGUGGAAGUGCAGCGCAUCAACGCUGCGGAUGCUCCAGAGAAAGUAGAUGAGAGUCAAGAGAAGAGAGACGCGGAGAAGGAGAUUGAUGAGGAAGAUGAAGAAGAAGAAGAAGAGGAGGAAGAUGGAGAAGCAAAUGAGAAUGCUGAAGAGAAUGAGAUUGCAGGAUCAGAGAGAGAAGGAGACUCACCUGAACAGGAAGGUGGAUCCAGAGUGGAAGGUAGAGAACCACAAGAGGGUGAGGUAGUCUUGGACAAUAAGGAGAACGAGAAACGAGACGUGCAUAAGAAGUGCAAACGAGCCAUGAGUAAACGACGUCGCAUGCUGCAUCGACGACAGAAGCCUAAGAGGCUUAGGACUCAUGACAGUCAUGCUAUAUUGGAGGGCGAGGUCAGUACCUUCAGGGAAGGCUUUGGAGUCAGUGAACGAGAUCCUUCACUUCUGGAGGAGAACCUUGUACCUGGUCUCAACAGCAAGCUGCUCCCCGUUCGCUCAUUUGCUGAGCCUGUCCAACAAGUGCAAUUGCCGCCCGAGGCGCAGUGCGGUGCCGAGGGCAAACUAACCAUGAAGACUAUCCCUUGUAUCAAGGACACUAAGCCUCCACCGUGGAGGACCAGUACCCCACCGCUCGUUGGAGCAACUAUGCAAAAGCAGGAUAACCUGAAUCGCCCAAAGUCAAGUGCAAAUGAACUCCGUCCGUCUGCCAUUACUAGGCUUCAAGAAACCGAAAGGGACAGAAGCAAAAGCGUUCCUGAGACAGACUCCGGGGAUGCCUUUCAGCAUGACGGCUCCUUGGACGAAGUAGACAAGGACAAGUUAACAAGGUCUCCUGAGAGUGUGACUAGAAUACCAAGACCAAGUCACCCCGAUCAUGCUGCAAAAGAACCACAGGUAUUUGCGGCGGUGGUACCAAGGGAAAUGCGGAUUGGUAUUGAGAACCCACCGAUCAUUAAAGUCAGCACUGAGCACGCUGGAGUUGAACAGAAUCCAGAACAAAUUGCUAUCCCUCGGAAGUCUGCAAGUCCAGGUCGGCCAACCACACCCCCUCAGGAACUCCUUAAGCCAGUGGCAGUAACUAUUGGUGCUCAAAGUCAUGACAGACAAACGGGCAAAAAACCUGUUGCUGUUUCACACAAACAAGCUGGUGCUUGCCAUGUAAGGGUUGAAACUGAAAAGAGGGACAAACAAGUGACAAAAGCAGCCUUAGCUAAUUUAGAAGUGACUGAAGAUACACAAACAGGCUUGCAAAUUCCUCAGGGACCCAUCACUGAAGCUCUUGCAAAAAGCAAGGAGCCUGUACAACAACAGAGCACAGAGAGGUUUAAUGUUCCUGCAGACUCUGAUAAACCUACUAAACUCCCUGAGCCCAAGGAACAGAUUGUUCAGCCUGUGAAGAAGCCAAAGCCUGAGCUGCAGGCAAAGCCAGUUGAGUCUGUAGAAAAGGACAGCACCGAGCAAACAACCAAGGCAGAAGAGGAACCAGUCCCAGUUCCUCAAGAAGAACUGUUCAUCAAUGAACCAUUACCUAAUCUUGCCCAUGAGCCCACUGAAGAGAACACCACCAUCCAGAAGAGAGCAGACCUGGAUGAUGUGGUCUUGAAUAUUCCAUUGGAUAUUGAUAAAAUAACGGAGCAUGUUGACUUGCAGAACCUUGCCGAACAGAAAGAGAAGGUAGCUGAUGUCCCAGUAAAGAAUACGGGAGAAUUAGUGAAAAACCACGAUAAAGCAAUAAGUGCCUCAAGUCCCAGUCUGUCAAUUGACAAGGGUCCAGCAACACCUGCCCGGGCAGCCAUGGAGCAGCUUCUUGGAGCAUUUUCAUGGGACGAGCCAGAACCGCCAAAAGAGGAAUCCAAAACUGUUGCCAUCCCUAAAGAGAAUUCGGUGGAGAAGCAAGCUUUGAAGAACGGAAGGAAUGAGAAGAGCUUGCAGGAAGAGCUCCGGGCAGCAAGACUAUCUGCAAGAGAGGAAGCAAAUGCUUCUCCAAAGCCCAACAAAGCCUUCGGAAACCAGAGUGAUGUUAUCACUGGGUCAGCAACCUUAAGGGAUGGGAAGCUAGAUCUGGAGCUCCCUGAUGACAAAGAUAGACAAAACCUCCAACAGAGACUCAGGCUUGAAAGUGAUAAUCUGGAUUCUGGGCCACUGACACCCUUCUCCCUGGAAGAGGAUGGUACAGCAGUGAAACCUGUACGGGAUGGAUGGGCAGUUGAGGGAGAGAAACAAAUGGAGGAACACGAGAUCCAUGAAAGGAGCAUAUCUUCUAUAGAGCAUUCCUCCAAGGAGGCUCCAAUCAAAUCACCAUCCAUGGACAGAGAGGAAAUGGAGAACAUUCUGAAUGGGUUUGACGGCACGGUCAAAAUUCAGACCGACCACUGCACUGGAAAAUCUGAAAACCUGGCAAUAAAACCAGCUGCUGAGACACAAACUUCACCUAAAGGUACAAGGACAAACACAGCUGUCAGAGUAAAAGUAAGUCCUGGUGAGGACAAGGAGCAUAAAAGGAAGGGUAGGUCAGGCCACAGAAGUUCAGAAAAUGCCAGGUCUGCUACACCAAAAACAGAUGAGAGUGAAACAGUGUCUGGUGGCUCUGGGAGGAGUGAGCGAAAAGGCCGAGGGCCUGUUCGAGCUCGCCAACUCCCUAGUAUUCCGACACCAAAGAAGGAAGUACCUGCUGCUGAGGGAACAAGUGCGACACCUGUCAUGAAACAGGAAAGUCCCACCAGCGGGCAGCCAUCAGGGAGUCCCCUCCAGAGGAAAGGCUCCUUGGGCAAGACCCGUAAGCUUCCUGCAGUGCCUAAAAUAUUGCUGCAAAACAAGCUUGGUAACCGAUUGCGGCUAGAAAAAUCUCCAAAUAGGACGACAGGAACCAGCGUAGAAGACAACCAGCAGCGAUCCUCAAAGAACAAAGGACGUCAACGGAAAGCAUCAAAUCCAACAUCGGAUGCCAUAGACGACUCCAGCUUCCAGUCUGAGAAUGUGCAAUCGAUACAGCUCAGAAAAAACCAGGAGUUUAAAGUGACUGUUCAAUCACCACCACCCUCAACCAGUAAAGAACCAAUCCGAGAGCCAGAAAUCAAGGUCGUGAGUGUUGAGCCUUCAUGUACAUUUGCAAUCAUGGAGAGCUUAUCUCAAGAGGAUUGUGUCAUGAACGCUGAUAUCUCAGAGUGUGCUACUCAGCAGCAGGAGCCUAGCUUCUUCCUUGACAUGAGUGCCUCUGUCAGGAAGGAGGAACCAGCGAAGACUGAGCUUCCAAUCAAACAAACAGAUCCUAUAAUUGCAGGAUCCCACACAAACAAAGACUCAAACGUUGCCAGGGCUACAAUGAAAGCACCUAAUCUAAUGGUCUUUACCAAGAAGCCUAUCAUCAAGAAACAACUUACAGGGAAUGUGAUUUACACUAAGACAGAAUUCCAGGAUAAGGCAGGCACACCAGCAUCACCAAAAACAAUUGGAAGUGCAAAAUCAGUUGAGGAAUCAAGAUUACCUCCGUCAAAAGGAGCAGGUGCAAUACCAUCAAAACCAGUCAGUGGCACAGACACACCUUUAAAUGAUGUUGGAAAUGCACAGAAAGGUGAUAAAUAUGAAAACAAAAUUGUGAAUGAUGUGAGGAAGGUGUCCAUAGCAAGUUCCAACUCUACCGAAUGGAACAGCAACGGCUCCUGUACUUCAACUCUGAAGGACAGUCAAGCUGGUCCUGCCACUCCAACAGUUUUGUCACGUGCUGAAAAAGCCCAGGAGUCUGUCUCCACUUCCACACCUAAAACAGCUGUGAUGAACUCUGCUAAGGCAUCGUUGGAUAAUCAAACGACACAGCAAGUUGAAGCCGCAAGCAGUACUGUGAUAGCUGAGCAGCAAAAAGGGUCUAAUCCUAAUGUCUUACCAGAAGUAAGAGUAUACGAGCCUUCCAUUAACGGUGACGUUACAGGAAACAGACCUACGGACCUAACCUUACACCAAUGUACCAGUCCUCCUCCUUUAUCUUCACCCAGAGAAUCUCCAAGGACACCCCUGCUAUUUUCUGAGGAUGAAGAUCAAGCAAGAGAGGACCAAGCCAAAAACGGUGCCAAGAAAAUGGCAGAUGCUGCAACAGAAAAUGCACUGACAAGACUGAAAGAAGGACUCUUGGCUCAUUCUAGACAAGGCUAUCAGAAAAUUGUCAAGAGUUUAUCAGAUGAGCAAAUUGCAAAGAAGGCAAAGGGGAGACAGGAGGGUGAACAGAAAAUGGGAAGUUUCAAGGAGCCUGCCCGGCAAGGACAUGAAGAUGGCCUGAGUCCUCUAUCUAGGUCAAGAACGGUCAGCUUCAACAAAGACCUAAAUGUUGACGGGGUUAGUAGAGCUAGUACCUUGGAUUCUGACUUAGAUUUGGGGGAAAUUGACAGAGCAGGUUCUCCUACAAGCCCCAAAGCUGGUCUCUCUCCGCUGGCAUUGCGUCGCCUGCGUCACAAAACCGAUCCUGAUUUUGCCUCUCUCCGGGCUGCUUUUGCUAGGAAGCAGGCAAAUCAGAUUCAAGCCAUGGAAGAUGCAAAAGAUGACGACCAAGCAGAUGUCUUUGUUAAUCCUCAGAGACGAAGCAGCUCAUCUUCACUCCACAAAGCAAGUGAUCGCUUGGCAGCACUCAAAGCAGCUGAGGAAGCUCAUCUAAUGAGUUACUUACAUGGUGACCCGGAAAAGAGGAAGCGACGACGAAUGAAAUCAAGCUCCUCCGGUGAACACAUUUCAUCUGUGGAUGAGGAAAGUUUUACAGACUCUCUCGCAUCUCAUGGCAGGUUAGAGGAUGGACAACCAAGUGAAAGUUCCUUCUCUCAAUCCAGACUUGCCUGGGAGGCGCUGACUCCACGACAGCGACGACGUCGGGAGAAACUGGCCAGUACACGAAGCCAAGGACCGCACAGCGGAAACUCACAGUCAGGAUUACCUCCUACCUCACCCAGGAAUGUUAGUCCAACGCAUCACUCCCAUCAGGGAGGAAAGCCGUCAAUUCAGGAACGUUUAGGUGCAGCUGCAGCACCGAGCAGCUUGCAUAUUGCUUCUCAAAACAACCCUGAGAUGUCCCACUCCUCAUCCAGAAGCCACAAGUCCAAGAGCCAGGACACUGAGGCAAAGGCAGGUGGCAGAGCCUCAGCUGCUCAAGGUCACUCAGACAGACACAGAAUUCAUCAAGAGGAGCGUGCGUCACGCCAUAGAGAUAGACAAAAGAGGCACAUCCAACCAUCGCCUCGUGAUACAGAUGGUGCUGCAACGACUACAUCAGUAUCUCUCCCUGAGGAUGCUUCACCAGUGGUAACCCCAAGGGACACACCAAGUGACACUCCUCGUGAUGUAUUUGGUGAUAAACCAGUUUUAGCAGUCAGGAAGGGAUUGAUAGAGGACAGUCAAUCCUCAUCAGGAACUGGCAGCUCACAGGGGAACAUCCAGCCCAAGCCACCCAUGAGGCCUCCAGAGAAGGCUGUCUUUGCUGGAAGACGAAGACGUUAUCGCGUUGUACCGUCUGAUGUAGCUUCCUUACCUGACACUGGUGAUGAGAGAGACCCUUUUGACAAUUUGCAGUAGGCUUCUCAUCCUUGAUGCCAUGUAGAUGUAGAUGCAUGUUGGACAGUCUCAAGUGCAAUGACCAGUAGAUUGUGCUAUGUGACCACGCACGAGGGUUCCUUGGGCAGACAUGGUAUGUGUAUAGGAUACAUGUAUGUAUUCAUCUUGGAAAAACUAGCAGGCCAUAUCACCAUUUUGUGUGGUUAUCACCAAACCUACAUCUUAACCUUUUUAUGUGAGAUUCAGUUUAGCCAUAGUGUGCCAGAUGAUAUAACUACACAAAAUGGUCAUUAAAUAAGCACAUUUUUUCCGAGCUGCAUACAUCCCUUACGUGUACCAUACAUGUAUCUCAUGGUCCCUAUAAAUCAGGGCGCCAGGUGUAUGGCGGCAAUGCAUUCUAAAGUUCUGCCUAACUCUCCGUUUGUAACCCUUGAGAGGGUCCUUGUGUACAGAGCCCACAGUACCCAUGUGGGGACACCACACCGUCGACUUGAUAACACCACAUCGUUGAUUUGGUAACACCACAUCGUCGAUGUGGUAACACCACAUCGUCGAUGUGGUAACACCACAUCGUCGAUGUGGUAACACCACAUCGUCGAUUUGGUAACACCACAUCGUUGAUUUGGUAAGACCACAUCGUCGAUGUGGUAACACCACAUCGUUGAUUGGGUAACACCACACCGUUGAUUUGGUAACACCACAUCGUUGAUUUGGUAAGACCACAUCGUCGAUGUGGUAACACCACAUUGUUGAUUGGGUAACACCACAUCUUCGAUUUGGUAACACCACAUCAGUGAUUUGGUAACACCACAUCAUUGAUUUGGUAACACCACAUCGUUGAUUUGGUAACACCACAUCGUUGAUUUGGUAACACCACAUCAUUGAUUUGGUAACACCACAUCAUUGAUUUGGUAACACCACAUCGUUGAUUUGGUUACAUCACAUUGUUGAUUUGCUUACACCACAUUGUUGAUUUGGUUUUAGCGGUUUGACAAAUUUAACCUCAGCUACAAAUUGGAAGAAGUUCUCACAUUUUAAGUUAAAAACUUAAAAAUCAGAAAAAGUUUGAAAUUAGACAAAAAAAGAUGUGUUGUUUGUGUGGCGCUGAAAUGUUCAUGUACAGUGCCACUAAUAUUUAUUUAAGUACAGAAUAAGUUGAGCCAGAAAGUAAUGACUAUUGGAUUCGUCCAUGCUGUAUGUGUGCCAUGUUGAGAAACAGCCUACAGGGAAGUACGCCAAAUGUGACCUAGAUCAAAAACAUUUUAACAAAAAAUUGUAUAAAGAUGAACGUGCAGAUACUUAUAAGAUACCAAAAGGAAGAUACUUAGUUGGGACUUUAGCCAGCUGUGAAUUUGGUCUGAUGUGAAAAUAUUGUGUUGAGUCCCAUCGGUAUUGUAACAUGUACAGUAAUGUGCUUGCAUGGUGAGGCGUUAUGCGAGAGUCGUUUGUUAAAUUCACAGAUGCUGAUUUUCUCUACAGUCCCUCUUCAGCAUGCUGUGCGUGCGUAUUGACCGUCCAUAUUGUUUUGUCAAGAUUUCUUGUCAGCUUAGAACAUCUAUCAUCUGCUCAAGUCUGCUUCUGCAGCAAUAUCUGGAGUGCAUACAUGUACAUGUAUGCAUGUUCUGUCAUCAAACUACACUCAGGCAGCAUAAGUGAACAAGAAUUACUUCAGUGUUCUUGCCAUUUAGGGUGAAGCUAAUUGGAAAUCCAAUUUUUGCUGAAGCCAUCAGGUCUUGUAUAGACUACAGGGCCCGCUAAGCUAGCGAGAAUAUUCAAAUAUUUGUUGUGGUUUUUUUUCGUUUAGAUUACAAGGUAUAAAAGAGGAAAUGCUUUCAACUUACCAUCUACCGGUACUUACUAGUUAUAGAGUAAAUAUGUUAAACCAGACAGUGGAUAAGGGCAGAGGGUUCUUUGUUUGGUUUGCAAAACACAUCUUUGCAAAAAUAAUAUUGCAUUGUUAAUGAAAAGGGCCUCGUAGCCGAGUGGUUAGAGUGUGGAGCUACAGAUUGGAAGGUUGGCGGUUCAAAUCCCAUUCGGACCAAAAACUGGAAAACUAUCUCUGACGACCCAACAGUAAAAUGGGUACCUGAUUCGUUCAGGGAAGGUAAGACGGCGAGAGGAGAGGACUGGGCCCCGCCACUCAUAUACCGCGCCCAAGACACAGUGGACCUCUAACAUCCCACUGCCCCUACGGCCAGUAAUGGCUAUGGGAUCUUUACCUUUUUUACUACACAAUUUUACAAUCUUGUAUUAAAAUAGAUGGAGGGCAGCAGCAUGACGUUCUUGUAACUUCAGUAAUAUUACAUAUAUGUCACCCCCUUUGGAAGUGUGGCCUUGUGAGUAGGGUUUGUGACUCAUGAUCAGAGUGUCAGGGGUUCGAACCCUGCUAUUGUCUCAUGUGUUGUAUCCAUGGGUAAGACAUUGUACCCCCACUUGCCUCUCUCCACUCAAGAGUUUAAUGGAUACUGGUAAUGGCCAGAGAGUAACCUGAAAUGGACUGGCAUCCCAUCUGGGCAAACAGAAAUAUUCCCUUUCCUUUCAUAGCAGGCAAACCUGAGAUGAACACUGGCUCAUGAGAUGUUGGCUUGGAACCGACUUGACUUCCUGCGUAGAGAUUAUGAUCACAUUAGCUGUCAAGACUACAUACAUAUCAUCCAACUUUCUAUACACCUCACCAACCUAUGGCCAUGUUCACCCCUAGGUGGAUCAUGUACACUGGGUUUCAAUUUCAAGGGUUAGCUUUAUUUUCUAUUUUGACUUUUAAACUUUUCAGUGGACAGGUUAGAAGCUGUACACUACAUAAGUUUAUCUACAUAUUUAUUUGUACAGUGCGGAGUGUUGUCUUGAGCAUUAAGCAAUAACUGUAAUCUCAGCUCAAUUUGGAUUGUUUCAAGACUGAAAACAAAUCGACAAAAAACAAUUCAUAUAGAAUUAAAACAUGACUUCAGAUUCUUGAUGUUUGCACUAUCUAUGCAACUGCUACAGAAUGUUUUAUAAAUGUCUUGUCAUUCUCAUUAAGAGUUCUCCAUCUCACCAUAAAUGGUUACAGUUAAAUUGGAAGAGUUAUCGCAAACAGCAUCAAAUUCAGUUGAAGCAAAACACUUCAGAUUAAGAGGAAAUAAUGCUAAUAAAGAAAGGCAAAUAACUCUUCAUUCUCAUAAUCCCUGAUCAAUGCUUCGAUCCCUUUAUCAGCUUCUGACAAUUGUCAAAAGUUAAUCGCCUUAAAAACAAAAAUCAACCAUUCACUGAGAAAUUAUAUUGAACAAAAACCACUUCUCUAUUCUGUUUGGAGUAGGUGUUUAUAAAACUAUACAUAGUUGGUCAGAGUAAAAUCUAUUUUGCACUGUCAUUUUUUCAGCAUAGCGUUUAACCUCUGAGUAUAUUUUCUGCAUGUUUUUAAACUCAGCUUUGUCGUUGCAUUUGUAUUUAAAGAAAUAAAGGCAAGGCGAACCCUUGCUUGAGAGUAUGGAUUUUGGAAAAUAAACUGAGUUAGUCUUGUAAUAAGAGUAUAUUGUAUUAAUGAAGGAACAGUGUAUAGAAUUGUAUGCAAUUGUGAGAUAGUUUUCUAUGUAUAUGUAAUGAUAUACGAGGAAUUGAAUGCACGCAUGUUUGUUUUAUAACAGGAAUGUGGGAUGAUUUCAAACUUGAUUGGAAAUUUUGUUCAUUUGGCAUUAGUGUGGGUGCGUUUUGUUUGUGUUUCUCAUUGCUUUACAAGCUGUUGCUGUGACCUGGAGACGUGAUGUAGAUUAUGCAGGACUUUUUCUCUGCAAGACUUGUUUGUGUUACUUUUUGAUCAGAUUUGGAUACAUAUUCCUAAACCCAAGUCUUGAGUUCUCUGCCAGUGCUCAUUGCAUCAGACUUGGUGCUUCUUGUAAAAAGACUUGAAUAAUCAUAAACUCAUUAUGAUCAGAUGUUUAUCACAGUCCAAUUUGUGACAGUGGUAACCUUCAUACAGUUCUUUUCAAGAUCAUUUGAAAAUUACCAGAAGGAUUUCUGUUCACAAAGGAAUACCUUAACAUUACAGGGUAUGAGUUUUUUUCCUGACAGAUUUUCUUGUGUAACAUUUCUUGCUUUGAUCUCAAGGAUAUUUUCUGGAUAUUGAGGCAAGAAAGUGCAAGAAAUAAGCUCCUUGAUUGGGGAACUAAGUUUGACUGGAUAUUAUUUCAAUUUUAAAUGUAAACAAUAUUUGCAUUUCAAAUGUAAAAUCUUUGGCAACUUGCAUAUAUCUUGAAGGUCACUGAUCUGUAUCAUGUAUGUAUGGUUUCAUAUUUAUUUGUGAAUUGAACUUACGCAAGAAACCCUUUAAAUUCCCAAACAUUUGAAGUUAUAAUUUAUUGAUUUCGUGUCUUGUAGUAUAAAAUGUAUUUAUUAAAAGAAAAAAGUGGUUUUAACAAAGCGAGCAGCAUUUUUACUAAUAUUGUUCUAUAUUAAGAUAUUUGCCAAUACCAUUUAUAGAAUUUUUUAUAAAAUGGUGAACACAUUAGAAAAAAAAAUGUUUGUAAUGCCUUUUUUUUGGGUCUGUUUUGUUUUUGUGAAUGUUUACGUGUUAAAAUGAGAUAAAUGACUUGAGUGCAUCUCCAAUGGCAAAUCAA
This is a messenger RNA of Patiria miniata (bat star), 11380 nucleotides long. Its product is annotated as titin homolog. Bases 234 to 6809 code for a protein of 2191 amino acids. Gene Ontology annotation, biological process: signal transduction; peptidyl-serine phosphorylation. Gene Ontology annotation, molecular function: ATP binding; protein serine/threonine kinase activity. The transcript is spliced from 12 exons. NCBI's taxonomy places the organism in Eukaryota, Metazoa, Echinodermata, Asteroidea, Valvatida, Asterinidae. Gene Ontology annotation, cellular component: nucleus; cytoplasm. The record is from RefSeq and is a predicted model, not a curated record.